AAAAUAAAAUGUCCACUUUGGAGUGUUUUGAAAUAUCCGCUCCGGGUAAAGUAAUACUCCAUGGUGAGCACGCUGUGGUAUACGGGAAACCAGCGUUAGCUGGACCUAUAGGACUGAGAACCUACCUCACAUAUAAGCGCUUAGAACAACCUGAAGUAAUACUCGACUUCGCCUCGAUACCAUUCACAUCUUCGCUAUCGCUCGAACGCUUCAACGAGUUUCUUCAUCAGUAUGACUGCCAUUCCGAUUUACAACCGCUCGAGUUUCUCCAAAUUCUCAGACCGUCGGAAGAUUUCUGCUUUGCUAAGUUCGUCACCAACAAGCCUAACAAAGAUUCCAUUAAGGAGAGAUUCUCUCUCGGCACUGCACUUUAUCUGAUAAAUCGUAUCUUGCGUAGUGAAAACAUAAACUCGCUAAACACCGGAUUUCAGCUAACAAUCAAAUCCGUCAUGAGCAUCGGCGCCGGAUUGGGAAGCUCCGCCGGAUAUGGGGUGUGCUUUUCCGCGGCAGCGUUUGUGAUAUCCAAGAUAAUUAAAAAUGAGCUUAACGCCACCAACGCUGACAAAUUUUACCUGCAAGAUGACGCGAUGGUGCUGGAGAAAAUUUGCGCGUGGGCGUAUGACUCGGAAAUUGUUAUGCAUGAACGUCCGUCCGGAAUCGAUAACACAAUCUGUACCUAUGGAAAUCCUAUAAAGUUCAAACGCGGCGAGCCUUUCGAAAGUUUGAAUCUCCGUCAGCAGAUUCAUAUACUGAUAGUCGAUACUGGCGUUAGUCGCACGACCUCCAAACUGGUCGCCGCAGUCGCGGACUUACUCAGCAAGCAUUCCAAGAUGAUGAAUUCCAUUUUCGACGCUAUGGGAUAUUUGGUGGAUGAUGUGGUCAAUAUUCUAGAGGACGAAUCGGACCGUUUCGAAGAGCUGUGUACACUAGUUUCGGUUAACAACAAUUUGUUGAGGGCAAUUGGCGUUAGUCACCCGCGACUCGAGAAAAUCUUCCAACUCGCUAAUGAAGGUGGAUUCAAUGCGAAAUUGACGGGGGCUGGUGGAGGCGGUUGUGCACUAUUAUUUCUACCGGGAGAUUAUGCCACGAAAAGUGAGUAUGAACAAUUAACUACACAACUGACGAACGAAGGUUUCCACUGGAUCAAAUCCACCAUUGGAGGUAAGGGCGUACAAUUCCGAGUGGUCGAAUGAUCGGAACUUUUCGUUGCACAAUCUCAAUGGUACAUGUGUUAAUUGUAGUCGAUAUAGAUUGUUAUUUGGUGACGGAGAUCUGUAUUCAAGAUUGAGUAUUAUUGGUUCGUUGAUUUUCUAGUAUUCUUUUCAAUGGUGGUUAACAUUUGCUCUACAUUUCAAGACUGAGAUUUUUUGUUGGUAAAUGAAAUCGAUGUUACACGAAA
Toxorhynchites rutilus septentrionalis is the source of this 1399-nucleotide messenger RNA. RefSeq lists its product as uncharacterized. The coding region runs from base 9 to 1193 and encodes 394 amino acids. The record is from RefSeq and is a predicted model, not a curated record. Gene Ontology annotation, biological process: isoprenoid biosynthetic process; cholesterol biosynthetic process. The transcript has 2 exons. Lineage: Eukaryota; Metazoa; Arthropoda; Insecta; Diptera; Culicidae. Gene Ontology annotation, molecular function: ATP binding; mevalonate kinase activity. Gene Ontology annotation, cellular component: cytoplasm.